This is a messenger RNA of Saprolegnia parasitica CBS 223.65, 1280 nucleotides long. RefSeq lists its product as hypothetical. The coding region runs from base 41 to 934 and encodes 297 amino acids. The transcript is spliced from 6 exons. The record is from RefSeq and is a predicted model, not a curated record. NCBI's taxonomy places the organism in Eukaryota, Oomycota, Saprolegniomycetes, Saprolegniales, Saprolegniaceae.
CUCAGUGCAGCCUUUAUAUAGUGGCGAAACGACAGUGCCCAUGUCGCCCAAGAAGCGGCGAUACGUGGGCAACGCGAACGCCAAGAAGCGGCAGGAGGUCGAGGGCACGUUUGGGACGCAGCUGCAAUGUCGCCGGGCGGCUGGCCAUCCGCAGCAGACACUACCGAGCCCCGAAAGGCCGCCGCCCCUGCUUCGGCCAUCGUCCCCCGAGGCAGUGAACUCGCCCCGCGUCCAGCCGCCGCAGCGCAUUCAAGACCUCCUUGUGCAAAAUAUUCUUCGACACCAGCACGAAACCAAGACCUUCAAGACAGAGAGCUGGUACGAGUCUCCGGCGGGCUACGGUGCCAUAUCGAAUGCCAUCAUCGCUGCGCUGUCCAUCAAGGACAAUGCGCGCACGGGCUAUGUGAGCAUCGAUGACAUUGUCGAUACCUUUACCAAAAUGAACUUUGGACUCAAAGAAGACCAAGUCCGGCAACUCUUUCGCGAUAAUAACGCCGAGCCUGUACAUUACAAGACGUUUGCCAAGCAGUUUGACUUGCCACCCUCAGUGAGUGAAGACCCGAUUGCACGGCAAGAACGGACCGUGGCGCUGCUCCAAGAGCGAAUAAAAGAGCCGUCUCGCGUGCCGGUUCCAAGCUCCAUGAGCCGACGCAAGAAGCCAAUAAACGUGAGCGUCCUUGAGGAGAUUACGCCGGCACCGCCGACGCUGCCACCCAUCACGGUCACCACCACGGUGACAAAGGUCAACACACGCGAAAAAACCGCGUUCAACAUCAACCAUUUGGCGGAAGAGGGCAAACUGCCGUCCCAACGCGCUACUCGGCCAAGCUUGCGGACGGCGUCAUUCCGCAGACAGCGACCACGCUCGUGCUCGGUGGCGAUAUGCGGAACACGCCAAAGAGCCUUCGCCGCGCGCGCCUCAUGCCCCAAGUGAUCGAUCAAAGCCGCAAAGAAGGUCGUCGAAAAGCCAAAAAAGAGAUCCUCACAAACCACCUGGAACGCAUCGAUGCGUAUGCGGCGGCCCAAGACUAUGAGACAAAGCUGUACGAAGAGAACCACAUCAAAGCGACCACAGCCAAGCUCCUCGCCUACAACCAAGCCUUUCUCGACCACGCGCUGCAACGCGCCAACAAGGUGGAGCGAAAAGGGCUCCUCGACUCGGCAAUAUCGGAACGCAACCACAACGUGAGCAUGCAGUCUAUGUUCUUCCAACAGGACGCGCCGAGAUAGUAGAAAACCAGCACUAGAAUGUACUAGUACACUGUACAAGUCGGUCGAGC